This is a messenger RNA of Trypanosoma conorhini, 1662 nucleotides long. RefSeq lists its product as uncharacterized. NCBI's taxonomy places the organism in Eukaryota, Euglenozoa, Kinetoplastea, Trypanosomatida, Trypanosomatidae. Bases 1 to 1662 code for a protein of 553 amino acids. The transcript has a single exon. The record is from RefSeq and is a predicted model, not a curated record.
AUGCAGAGCAGGCGGCGGCUGCUGUCACCUGCACACUUCAGCCUGGCAGGGGGGCCGCAGUGCGACGCCGCAGAGCCUUUGAACGGCACGAAGGGGUCGGCGUGGUCGGGAUCCCUGCGGGGUGGCGAGCGGUUGCCGGUUCUGCCAAGCGAGCCCUUGACGGGCGAGGAGAGCGACUGCGGCGGCGCGGCUGCGCCGCCGUUGCAGCGCGGCUUCAACGAGGAUCGCAAGCUGCACGAGAGGGAGCAGACGCUGGCGCUGCAGAAGGCGCAGUUGGCGCGGGAGCUGCAGAAGAGUCCCUCACUACUGGUGGCGGACCAGGCCGAGGAGGUGCGGAGCCCGAGCCUUUCCACGUCGCGGGAGCUCGCUUUCCAGCGGGCCGGUGUUCACAGCCUAGACGAGUACGUCGUCCACAAACCCGCUGACGUGGUGGACGGGAUGAACCGUAUUAGUGCGUACGUCGGGGGCCGUGCUGCUGGCGGGGCGCCGCCGCAAACCUUUUGGAAUGGAGCUACCACCACCGCGCCACAUGCCAGCGGGCCGCGGAUGCAGCGCGCCGAGCCUGUCGUCAAGCGGGCUCCGCCGCUACAGUCGCCGCGGCCCGCUGACGGGAUGUUUUUGUCUGCACGGCAGCAAGAGGAGCAGCAGCAACUUCGACCAUUCCCCACGAUACCCGCAAAAAAGUGCUUGGACGCGGGGGUUCAGACGGGGACCGCAACGGAGGAUGUCACCGGUGGCAGACCCCUUACAAUUGAGCGUGACGAGACGUUUACGAAACGGGUGCCGUCGUCAGUAGCUGCAGCGUCGUCCACCUCCAGUCUGAGCCUGACACGCGCGAGCGGAGCAUCUUCAUCGGCGGAUGUCCGCUCUCACGACGGUGGAAGCCAUAACAAGCCGUGCUCGGAGGCCACCUCCAGUAGAGAGGGAAAAAAGAAGGAAAAGAGUGAAAAGUCGUUGGAUGUUCGCAGUAUAAAGACCGAAGCAGAAAACUUGACUUGCGAAGCGGGGGGCGAUAAGUCUUCACAGGAUGAAGAGGAGAAGGCGCGUAGUCCCACGCAUAAUGCGGGGGGUGUGACGGCCGCUGCUGUGCCCAGCCCUCCCCCGAAGAUUGCGACUGCGGCCUUGCCCACCCUUCUGGCUCUGCGGGCGAAGUCGCUGUCACCAGUUCCAGACCUCCGUGCGGCGCCCGUAGGCUCAGUAGAGAGCAACGAAGAAGGCGGGGGUCCAAAGGGAGGAGGGAUGACCGUCGACCCUGGAUUGCAAUAUGCCCCGCCUGUGGGUCGUACAACGGCGUGGUACCUGCCCAACUCCCGUGUGCUGGAGCAUGCCGAGUUCAAAAACCUCCUUUGUGGGGACUGGAUGCCGCCGCCGAAAUCCGUACAGGACAAACCAGCACCUGUGGCUAGGCCAAACGCAGUCAGGGUCGCGGUUGCGCAGGCAUCCUCCCCGGCUGAGGUGCGGCACCCCAGUUUGGGCACUGAGAACUUCAUUGUGGAGUUCCCCCCGCCACCGGAUCUUCAAGUUCCUGACAUGCCGCCGCCUGGGAGGCAACGGAAGAAGAGGCGCUUACGUACGUUUUACAAAGCGUGCUUAGCUUUCUUCCUCGUUUGCCGUUGUUUUCCCACCUUUAAAGAAGCAGGGCAGAAAAGGAAUAAGGUCUAA